CCGAUUUUUACAUACGGUCUCACUAUAUUCAACAAUUCAGUGAUUUUUUUAGUUUAAUAAAAAACUUGGACCACAUUUUCGUUAACUAUUGGCACUUAGAAUCACAAUGCCGUGCUUCCUAUGCACUCAUCGUGUGGACGACGCCAUUAGCAAUAUAAAGUUCGAUUCCGUCGAAGCUGACUCGCUCGGAUUAAGGCAAAUAAUUGAAAAACACUUUUGGUUGCGGAAUGCCCACAAAGCCCUGACCGAACUGGAAACAAAGCAGGCAGAGGAGACCGUCACGGAGAAUCAGACCACUCCAACAGCAGUAGUUGCAGCCGUUUAUGGCGGUACUGUAAAGGAUGAGAACGUGCAAAGCGUAGCAGCUGCCGUGAAGCGCAGGCGGGGUCGUCCCCGCAAGACCCGGGCUGCUUCAAGUGACGAAGAAUUUCAGAACGUGCUGGAACAGAUCAAUUUGAACGAGAUUAAAAUUGAGUACCCCGAGGCAGAUCUAACCAUAGCUGAUGUGCUGGAGGAUCAGGAGGAGCAAGACUUUGAGUCACACAGUGGCUGUGCCACGGAAGAUGAUGAUAUUAAGGAACCCAAACCGAAAAUCACUCAAAAGGUUCGUGGAAGGGGCCGCGGUCGUGGCCGAGUUCGGCUAGCGGAGAAGCCAAAAAAAACCCUCGUCUAUAAUCUUCAGAAGUCGAGCGAGUUCAAUGACUACAUCAGGCAACACUACAAGAUGCAGUGUCAUGUGUGCAGUGCCCCCAUGGAGGGUUUCUCGGAGAUGCUUGUCCAUGUGCGAGAGAAUCACAAUCAGUGUGGAUAUGCCGUCUGCUGUAACCGAAAGUUCAGAAAGCGCGGCGUACUAGUCGAUCAUCUGCGACGCCACGAGGAUCGCGACCUCUUCAAGUGCAAAAUCUGUGAUCGCGUAAUGGGCCAGAGGCGAAGCCUUGAACUCCACAUGCGAAUGCACGACGUCAAGUCGCAGGGCCGUCUCUACCAGUGCGAUCAUUGUUCCAAGAGCUUCUACAGCGACGUCGUCUGCGAACGACACAAACUAACGCACAUUCCCAAGGAGCAGUGCCAGGUGAAAUGCACCAACUGCGAGAAGACUUUCCCCACCAAUUAUACCAUGCUGCAGCAUUUUAAGCUCGUACACUUGAAUUUAUAUGCAAAGAUUUGCGACGUUUGCGGCAAGUCCAUACGUGGACGGGAGGCUCUCGCUCGCCACAUGGAGGAGCACACGGGCGCUCCGCAGGCUACCAUCGAGUGUCAUCUGUGCGACUCCAAACUAACCACCAAAUACGGCCUGGCGCGUCACAUCAAAAUGAUGCACACUGUCGAGAACCUACAGCCGAUGCAGUGCGAGCUGUGCCUCAAGAUUUCACCCAGCCUCCAGGCACAUCAGCACCACAUCAAGUACACCCAUAACACGGCCCGCAAUCACCAGUGUCCGAUGUGUGAGAAGGCCUUCAAGCGACCAAACGAAUUGCGGGAGCAUUUGACAACGCAUACGGGCGAAGUUCUGUACACCUGUCCGCAUUGCACACAGACCUUCAACUCGAAUGCCAACAUGCAUGCCCACCGCAAGAAAGUGCAUCGCAAGGAGUGGGAAGAGCACCGCCUCCAGCGCUUGGUGCGAGGCCGGAAAAAAGAUUCGAUCAUUGCAGCGAGCGUGCGAAAGACCACCGAGGCCAGGGAGGACUUCAGUGUAGAUCAGACCACUGCUGUCGUGGCUCCAGCCGCCAACAGUCUCAGAGUCUUAGAGGAAUGUUAACAAAGUGACAUAACACUCCGUGGCAUUAUAAAAGUGUACAUUUAAUUCAAA
This is a messenger RNA of Drosophila miranda, 1813 nucleotides long. RefSeq names its product transcription factor grauzone-like. Lineage: Eukaryota; Metazoa; Arthropoda; Insecta; Diptera; Drosophilidae. Gene Ontology annotation, biological process: regulation of transcription by RNA polymerase II. Gene Ontology annotation, cellular component: nucleus. The transcript has 4 exons. Gene Ontology annotation, molecular function: RNA polymerase II transcription regulatory region sequence-specific DNA binding; DNA-binding transcription factor activity, RNA polymerase II-specific. The record is from RefSeq and is a predicted model, not a curated record. The coding region runs from base 107 to 1762 and encodes 551 amino acids.